Paramecium sonneborni is the source of this 1338-nucleotide messenger RNA. NCBI's taxonomy places the organism in Eukaryota, Ciliophora, Oligohymenophorea, Peniculida, Parameciidae. The record is from the annotation of a GenBank genome assembly.
AUUUUAAAAUAAAGUUUCCAAAUGAUUCAAGAAGAUUUAAAGGCACAAAAUAUGACUAAAAUAUUGCUAUAAGAAGAUAUCAUAGUAAAAACAAAUGUAUAAAUCAAACUGUUAGAAAGAAUUGUGCCCUUAAAAAAUUAUUUAGCAUUAAUAUAUUAUGAAGGAGGAUUUUAUGAAUUGUAUGAUAUUCAACAAUAAAAAAUUACUCUAACUGGAAAACUCCCAGAGAAAAUACGAUUUUUUCUAGAAAUAUAUACAAAGUUUUUUUUAAUUCUAAACUACUAGAGUGGUGAUAUUUCAUGAUCCAUCAGAUCUAAAAAUCAAAUUAUUAGAUUUGAACACAAAUAAAAUUAAUCCAAAUUUCGUUUUUUAAUCUAGUGAAAAAGUCAAUAUUAAGAGUGAUAAAUAAAGCAGAGAAAUUAUAGUUGACAGUAAAUAUAUAUAAAUUAAAUAUUAGAAUAUCGUCUAUUCUUUCUUGAUUGUGAAGAGAAAUCAAUCAAAUAUUUAAUUUCCCAAGAUUUAGAAAAAUAUUAUUCAGAUAACUAUGUUUGUCAUUUUACCAUAAGAAUUUUGCCUCUUUAUUAUACUCCUGAAACAUUGUUUAACUUAGAAAUAGUGAUUAAAUAUGAUUAUUCUAACAGUAAUGCUUAGAUUGAACUAUUUUAUUGGUAAAUAGACAAAGAAACUAUAGCUGUCUAUGGGUAAGAUAAUGAAUAAAAUUAAUCUGAAAUUCUAUUAAUUAAACCUCAUUUAUUGGAAAAAGCAUUCUAUAUAGUUCCUACUAAAUAUUAAAGUUCAUAUACAAUUAUGAAUGUAACUAACUGGAUUAACCCUCAUUAAGUUGCUAUUUGGACAAAUUGUAAUGAUGAAACAACAAGACCUAGUAUAUUUACUUUUGAUUUAAGAAAUUAUUAUGAUGGAUAAAAUUGGUUACCUGGACCUGAAUCUAAAUUAAUUUUAGUAAAAAAUUAAUUUUAUUCAUCCUUAGGUCUUAGAUGAGUAUGUAGAAUAAGAACCUGCAAUUUUUAUGGAUAUAUAUUAAUUUAAUUUUGGGUCUACUUAUGUUCUUUAAAUUAGAUAAAUUGGUGAUAAUUCCAAGAUAUCUCUUAUUAAUUAUCAAAAUAUUUAAAAGCCAGAAAUUGUUGAUGCAUUUAUUCUUAAUUCGUUUUGGAUUCAUUCAGCUGUUGAUCAUUCUUACAUUAUACAUUUUAAUGACUUAUAGUAUUAAUAUUUAUUAUCAUAAUAAGAGUUGAAGAUUCAACAGUUAAUUUUAAAGUUAUAUCUCCAGUUGAAAAUAAUAAAUUAUAAAAUAAAAAUGAAUUUAAUGAAAUAAUAUGA